Labrus bergylta (ballan wrasse) is the source of this 3795-nucleotide messenger RNA. RefSeq names its product endophilin-B1. NCBI's taxonomy places the organism in Eukaryota, Metazoa, Chordata, Actinopteri, Labriformes, Labridae. Gene Ontology annotation, molecular function: protein binding. The record is from RefSeq and is a predicted model, not a curated record. Gene Ontology annotation, cellular component: cytoplasm.
AAUCCCCUCUGUGUUCUCCCUCCUCUUGCACACAGCCAAUGGUCCAAUCAGCUCACCUUUUGCUCACAGUGCACCAGUAACAGCAAAGUGUUGUGCAUGAACGCCGAACGGAGACUGAAGCAGCGAUAGUACUUUCAGAUAAGUGACGCAGAAAUUCUGAAUUUGAGCGAGAUUUUUUUGUUUUUUUUCUUUGCAAUGCAGUCAUGAGUUCAGACUCUCAGAAGGUCACUGUGUUUUUCGUCAUUACUUUUCUCCUGGUUGUUAAUGCGUGGCUGCUGCUGCAGCUUUCUUUCGGAUGAUCCUCAAACGACAGGUAGCUCAUUCAAUCAGAAGGAGCUUUUCCAAAACCUGCACACCUCAGGAUGCGUUGGACACUACAAUGGUGGACUAGUGUAUUUUAUUUUUUUGUCCAGAAUGUGCAGAAUGUGGAUUAUCUGCAGAACUGAUGGGUUUCCACUUGGAUGUAACAAUGUCAGACCGUCGCUUUUUGGCUGACAACGAAGCUACAGAUACAUUUGAUGAAUAGUAGCUUUCAAAGAAAACAAUUCGUUCGUGGCAUUUUACAGUUAAAUGAUUUAGUGGCGUAGACGUAUUGGGAAGAGAUUACACUUUUACUUCGCAAAGCCGAACCGGAAGUGCGGGACACUGUCACUGUUAUAUGUGUUAUGUGAGCUCAUCAUUUCCAUCCAUCCAGUCUAAAAACAACAUUUUAAACGGCCAUUUGUCUUAUUUGUAUUGCUUGUAUUGAACAUAAAUGUGUGUCCUGGUGCUUAUGGUUAAACUAGAGCUUAGGGCAGCGAAUGUUAAGACCUAAAGAUAACGUAAUGGUGCAAUAAUAAAAGAGCUAGGGGACAUUCGUGGUCCGACUGUCGAGGACCAGACCCGUUGCUGUGGUGACAGUCACGCCCAAAACCGAGGCUUCAAACCAGGGAACACUUUAAUGAAGACCAGGUGCUUGUGCUCGCACUUUGCGUCGUCACAGUAACGUCUGCGCUCCGCUGCUCGGUGUUUACUGACAGUAAGAGUUGGUGGUUAGUGGUUGCAGUCAUGGCUACGGUUGUUAGGAAUCGUUGCUGGUCUCUGGGCUUUUUAUAGCUUUGACGUCCUGUUCUGGACCGUUGACGUCCUGUUCUGGAGCGCCGAGGACAGCGCGCGACCUUGAGGACGUUGCCAUGGAUUUGACUCGCCUGGCUGUAGAUGCUGGACAGUUCAUCAACCGAGCUGUUCAGUACACAGGGGAGAGUCUUGGCCAGGCAGACAAGACUCAGUUGGAUUCCGGUCUGGAGGAGCUUCUGGCCAGGGCAGACGCCACAAAGACCUGGACCGACCAGAUAAUCUCCCAAACUGAGGUUUUACUUCAGCCCAACCCCGGAGCACGCUUAGAGGACCGGCUGUAUGAGCAUCUGGAUUGGAGCGUCCCACCACGGCCUCGUGCACAUGAGGUACUAGGAGACCAAAUGGUCCAGGCUGGGCUGGAGCUAGGGUCCAACACUCCCUAUGGAACAGCUCUGCUCAGGUGUGGUGAGACUCAGAAGCAACUUGGCGAGGCGGAGCGACAAUUAGUCCAAAGCGCCAACAUCCACUUUCUUACCCCUCUGAGGAGUUUCUCUGAAGGGGAGUACAAAUCCAUACAGACGGAGCGCAGGAUGUUGGUAAAUAAACGUUUGGACUUGGACAUAGCGAAUACCAGACUGAGGAAAGCACAUGAAGCUGAUCGAGAGGCCAGAAACCUGAACGCAAACCCACUGGAUGAUGACUACUUGGCUCAUGUCUCCUACAUGUUCAGCUUCCUGCGUGUUAAAUGGCUCAAGAUGUGGGCUCAGGAAAUCGCUCAGGCAGAGAUGGAGCUGAGGAUCUGUCAGAGUCUGUUCGAUCGACAGUCAGAAAUGACGAGACAAGUUGUGGAAGGAAUCGACAACACUCAUACCAAUCAUAUGCGGAGCCUGACUGACUUUGUGGAGGUUCAGGCCUCUUAUUUUGACCAGUGCAACCAGCAUGCUCAGGAGCUUCACAAACAACUCGCCAGCAUUCCAGUAGUCCUCUGCUCCAAUAACUGGCAGUCAGAAAUUAGUAAUGCAGGCAGUCAUCCAUCGACAAGCAACCAUGUAGCUAAUGAGCCCAUCGGGUCGAAUCACAUCACUCCGAUUCCCGUAGACUUACACCAAAUUCCAGACUUUGACCAGGACUCAUGGACAGUUAAUUCACAGCCAAGAAGGGAAGAAAGAACAGCCGACUCCUCUGUGACCACCAAGCCACCUGGUCACGCAAACAAGAACAAUAACAACAACAAAAUCUUCUCUGCGAAUGACCAGGCGACAAGCCAGUGUGCAGCUGCCAACCAAGCAUCUGAUCAUGUCUGUUCAACAAAUCCACAAAGUCUACCUGCAGAUCAGAUCCCAGAACUCCCAAGACCAACGGAGCAACGCUUGAAACAACAAAUUGUGCAGGUGGUGUCCACCAAACUGAUGUUUCCCCACCUUCAGAGAUCUGUGAUGUCUCAAACGAGUCUCAGACAACAAAUGCAUUAGGAACCAUUACAACCCAUGACAACGCUAUCCAAACCUUAGCAGCCAGUGGCGUUGCUGCAGAGCCUGAAACAACCAAUGAAACCGCAAGCCAGCUACCCACCAAUGGAGAAGAUGUGCAGGAGACGUAAUUAUCCAGCCAGGCUGUGGUUUAGUGAAGGCUGGAACAAAGCUUUGGCUGAUUUAGACAAGCUGAUUUCUACAUCUGAGAAUACAGACUGUAAUAAAAGAGAACAGAUAAAGUGAUGCAGAAAUAGAGUUUAAUUUAAUGCCAUAGGGAUAUAUACCGUAUGUCAAGUGGUUUUGAAAGUGCUAAAUUGACUAUAGUGCCACAAGAAUAUUAGCCUAAGCUGUUAGUAAUAGUUUGUGGUCAUGUUGACUAUUAUCAGUAUCAGUCCCUACUUGUUGCUCUGGAUGUAAUGUGACACUGUAAUAUAUCAUAGCCUCUCACAAGAAGAUGAGGCCUGGCUGAGUUCUUAAUUUUUUUAUUUUUUUUCAAUUAGCUAAAUCAAGCUAAUGAAUCUAUGUGCCAAGUGUACUGUAUGUUUGUUGUUAUGAGAAUACAAAGUCACGUGUGUGUCUGUGUAUGUCUUUGCAUCACUGUCUCUUACCUGUGUUUUACAGCUUGUCCACACCUUGAAAAAGAAGUGUGUGUAUGUUUUUGUGUGUGUGACUCUGCCCCUGCUUGACGUUGAGGUCAUUUUCCAUGUGAAACAUGUCACUUACGUGUGUUUGGGAGCCCUGUGAGGUGACAAAAACACCAACCUGAACAGAAUCUCUAUUCUUUAGCAUGGUAAAAAAAAAAAAAAAAAGUUUCCUCAUACGUUUUCUGGGUGUUUCUUCCUAUACACAGUCGAAUCACAAACUCACUUUUACCCUUUUACCCCCUUAAAGCCCCCAUUAGGUGAAAUGGAUAGAAGUUUCCAUGUCCAGAUGUUGUUCAUUUUCUGUGUUAGGGCAGCGCUGCUCUACUGUGCUGUGGGUCCACUCUGGGGACCCUUGAUGGAAACAAGCAUUAAUGUAGCACUAACCCUACUGAUGUAAUCAUCCACCAGCUCUAUGCUACACACAUAGAGAUGUGUGUGUGUGUUUGUGUGUGUGUGUGUGGAUAGAAACACUUCAUAAUUGUAGCUGCUGCCAGGUUUAUACUAUAAAGCAGUUAUAACUGAGUCAAAUAUUGUACACUGAGCGGAUGCCAGAGGUUGGACUUUUUUAUUCAUGUGAAGAUGUGGAAAUAAAUAUGCAAACAUUGAUGUCAUGUCACUUUGAA